AUGAAGCGGCCAGCAGCGAACAUGUCAUCGGACACAAAACUGGCGACAAAGCUAGCGCGGAUGUUGGCUGGCGGAACGAUGAUCUACCCCAACCCUGUGGAGACGGAGAUUGAGAAGGAAAAGCAUGUAUUCAUAGAGGAUAAGGACAAUUUGUUCGUGCUGAGGAGUGCUGCAGGACGAAGCGCGACGGAGCUCGAAAACUCCGUGUUGAAGAAGCUUCAGCAUGCUCAAAGCAUCAGAAAGAUGUACCUCUAUCCUGUUCCCGGGUCGGAUGAUCGAGAGCCUGCCUUUGACUUCGCAAACUUCUCUAAGCUGGUCAGCAAGUACCUGCCAAAAGUGAGUGAGCUCUUCGUGCAGCACAUGUUAGUGAAAAACUUCGAGCUCAAAGCCUGGCCGCAGCUUUCAAAGCUGACCUUGAUAGAUCCCCAGUGCAAGGACCAGAAAUGGAGCCUUGAGCUCGAAAACUUGGAGGAGCUUGUUAUGGAAAACCACUCUCCGCCAGUGAAGUCUUUUGCAAGCUCCUUGCUGCAUUGCCCAAAGAUUCGCAUGUUCUUUGCACAUAAGUACUGGGCAGAUGAGUCUCUUCCGAGCCUUUACCUGCCUAGCUGCACGGACUUCACCUUCCGGCGUGGCGACUGUGUCGACAAGUUGACCCUCUACCUUCCGCGUGUUAAGGAGUUGAACUUGGAUGCGAACUACGACCUACGAGUUCUGAAGUUCCUGAAGCAGGGCCACGCAAGCCAAGCCGAAUGGAACCUCCCAACCCAGGCCAAGCAAUCCAAUUUCUCCCUCUCGUGUCAGAAUGCCCUCCUCGGCCAGCAGGCACGUCAAGAGCUGUUGGGCAGCGGUCGCCUGCUGAACGGAAUUGAAGCCGGGAGCGAAGAUGACUCUAUGGGCACAGACAUGGAAGAUGAGGAGGAGGAAGAUUUGGACGAGGAUGAAGAUGACUUAGACACACUCGGACCUCAUUUGCUUGGGCGCCAGGUGAGGGUGAUGCGUCUCAAGUCCCGCAAGGACUUAGUUGGCAAAGAAGGCUUGAGCAUCAACGAGGUGUACGGCAUGUCUGAAAGCUGUGGAGGUGCUACCCUUUCCACUCAGUCUGCACACCUGUGGGGCUCUUGCGGAUUUCCGGUUGACGGAGUCGAGGUGAAAGUUUUCAAGGUGGAUGCCACCGACAUCAACAAGAAGACGGAGUGCCCCAGGACGCCGAGUUUGGAUGACAACCACGAAGACUACCAAGGAGAGAUCUGCUUUCGCGGCCGGCAGAUCAUGAUGGGCUACCUCGCCCAGCCGGACUUUGGACCGGAGCACGUGAAGUCGAUCGAGAAGAAGACGGCCGAAGCCAUCGACGCGGAGGGUUGGAUGCACUCCGGAGACAAGGGCAUGAUGACCGCCUCGGGCAUGCUGAAGAUCACAGGGCGCUUCAAGGAGUUGAUCAUUGGAGAUGGCGGAGAGAACAUCGCACCGGUACCUAUCGAGGACCACAUCAAAGCAUCGUGCGACGGCAUCAACGAGGUCAUGAUGGUCGGAGACAAGCGAAAGUACAACGUCGCGCUCAUCACGCUCAAGGCAGUGGGUGCGAACGGCGAAGUUCCCGGCACCGACGACCUGGAUGCAGGGGCCAAGCGAGUGAACCCGGACGUCACCACCAUCUCGGCAGCGCUGGAUGACAAGGUCUGGAUUGAGGCUGUGACGAAGGCGGUCACCUCCGCCAACAGCAACGGCAAGAUCUGCCCCAACAAUGCCUUCAAGGUCCAAAAGUUCAUGAUUUUGCCGACGAACUUCUCCGAAGAGCAGGGAUUUCUAACACCCACGAAGAAGCUGAAGCGACCGAUCGUGGAGAAGGCCUUCAUCAAGCAGGUGGAUCAGAUGUACGCCUCGAAGGAAACGUAUGUCCGUUACCAGCCGUGA
Messenger RNA from Symbiodinium sp. CCMP2592, 1911 nucleotides. Lineage: Eukaryota; Dinophyceae; Suessiales; Symbiodiniaceae. The record is from the annotation of a GenBank genome assembly.